ACUCUUUAUUACUUUCGACUGUGCGGGCUCACAGAGUUCACAUGUGAGCCAUCCAGCGAGAGCAGGAGCGAAAAUGACGAGCCUGGAACCGCUGAGGUCAAUCAUAUCCAUGAACAAUGUGGAUAACACGUCUCUGGCUCUGCCGUCUGUGAACCAGUUCAGAUCAGGCCAGCAGCGCGUCCGGGACCAGGUGCAGACCGUCAGGAGGAUAAAGUCCAGGCACAGCAGCAGAAGUGGAUCUGCUAGUCUAUCUCCAACAAGCCCUGCCUAUGAUAGUGUCUUCAUAGACACUUACCGGAUUGCACCUAGCACAAUUAAUGGAGGCUUCUUCCUUGGAAAUGGCAUUUCGAAAGCGCUCAGCCAAGACAAAAACAUCAACCGGCAAAUCAUCAACAACUCCAAGGGAUCAACUAUCCAGAGGAGCUUAAAGUUAUCUAACUAUCAGUAUGAAGGCAGUUUUGCCCCUGUCGGCCCCAUGCCAGUUGGUGCAGCCAACACCAGCCGCAGUGAGCCUGAUCUGGGUUGGCGGCUCUCCAUGCCGAGACGUGCCGCUCCAUCGCAGAGACUCCUGUCCAAUAGGUCCAGCACCCACUUCACAGAAACCAGCACCAAUAAGCUCUUUUCAAGCAACCCACCCCAGCCGCAGCCACAGUUCAUUAUGAAUGGCACGGGUCACACCAAAACGAGUAGCCAGUUCAUAAUUGGCCAAGUUGAAAUGAAGAAAGCACCCUCAAAGCACUCCAUUGUUGAGAAUGCACCCAAGAUCAAGGGAGAUUCAGGGUCAAAUGACAACAGUGGUGCUGUAGAUAUCACACUGAAGGAAGCUGUGCAGUAUCUCUCCAGUGGGGAAGAGGCAUAUCAGCACUGUGGAGCUUGCUUCAUCCAGCACAACACCUUCAUUGAUGACAAAACUAAAGAGGAGGUGUUAAAGCUCAAUGGGAUCCCUCCCCUGGUGGCUCUGCUGCAAAGUCCCAGCGUGCAGGUCAGCCAGACGGCCUCGGCCACCCUUCGCAACAUAUCCUUCAAAAACAACAGUGCCAAGGAGGAAAUUCAACGCUGUGAGGGCAUCACUGAGGCCGUGGCCCUGCUCAGAAACACCGACUCCUCAGAGACACAGAAACAGCUGACAGGCCUGCUGUGGAACCUGUCCUCUGUUGACAGCCUGAAGCCAGACCUGGUGAAGAGCGCUCUGCCUGUGUUAAUGGAGAGCGUGAUACUUCCUUACACAACAGGUCCUGACCGGACCAUCAACAACAACCUAGACCCCGAGGUCUUCUUUAAUGCCACAGGAUGUCUACGAAACCUCAGCAGUGCCAAGCAAAGCAACAGACAGGCGAUGAGAAAGUGUCGUGGUUUGGUGGACUCUCUGGUCAGCUAUGUGAAGGACUGUGUGGAGGCAGACAGACCAGACGAUAAGUCCGUAGAAAACAGUGUCUGCAUCCUCCACAACCUGACGUUCCAGCUGCAGGCCGAGGCCCCGGCUCUGUUCAGCAGGAUCACAGCCUUGUCCCGGACCACCAGCAGGACCCCGAGCCAAGGGGACACUGGCCCCAUCGGCUGCUUCAGCCCACAGAGCAGCAAAGUGCUGGAGCAUGAGAAUCAUUUUGACUACGCAGUCGCUGAGGAUCAAAACCCGCAAGGAGCAGGCUGGCUGAUUCACUCCAAAACCCUGCAGGCUUAUCUGUCCUUGCUGGGCUCCAGCCAGCGAGAGGAGACCCAGGAGGCCUGCUGUGGGGCGCUGCAGAACCUCACCACUCACCAAGGCGCUGUCUCAGCUGUAAUGAGCCAGGCCAUUGUGCAGAAGCUGAACGGCUUGCAAGUCAUCGCUCCUCUUCUGAGGUCAAACAAAGCGAACUUACAGAGAAACACAGUGGCGCUGGUAGGAAACCUGGCCAAAAACCUGCACCUUCACAGCUCCUUAGCUCGUCAAGCUCUGCCAGAGCUGGUGGGCAUCAUGAGCGCUGGCACCGUGGGAGCGAACGAGUCUGAUGACACUUUGGCCAUGGCGUGCCAAACGGCUCAGUGCGUGCUGCUGAAGGAGCCUGACCUGGGCAAGCACCUGCUAAACAACAAGCUGAUCAACUCUCUGAACGACAUCAGCCACAACAAGUAUUUCCCCAAAUCCAGCAAAGCUGCAGCCCUGUUCCUCUACAACCUCUGGUCCGAGAAAGACAUACAAAGCUUCCUAAAAAAGCAAGGAAUGAGCAAGGCCAGCUUUGUGAAUGACAUCACCACGGCUGCACACAAGUCCGUUCAGGUUGUAGAGUAAUGCGGCUGCAUGAAACACAUCACCCUGCGAUCCAUUCCACGCCCAUGGGACAUAAACACGAUGAGGCUGAGCAGCAUCCCCCGAUUGUCAUUUCACAUAAAAAAAAAAAUAAAAUAAAAUAAAAACAAUGUACCUGCACAACAAGUGCUGGUACUGUUUUCUUUGUUGGAACACAGGUGAAGGUGAAAGGUCAAAAGUGAUACUGUUUACUGUAAUAUACAACGAACUACGUUUGCAUUUGCUUUUCUACUCUUUAUGGAUGUCAUAUUUCUUAACAUAUUUCUCGUGUGUUUGUGCCUACAUUCUUCAGUCACAUUUUCAGGGUUCAGAUUUUUGCCCAUAUUUUGCAGUGCAGUUGCUCUUUUGAACUGUUCGCCAAAACCUCAUCAAUAAAUUAAGAUGGCUUUAUCAGAUGAACAGAGAUCAUUGUGAGAACAUCAUUUCUGUUGUUUAGAAUGAUGAGUUAGAGAUGAUUUACUUUGGCUGUGAUGAUCAGUAAGUUAACAGAACACUGACAUUGUGAUAUGUAGCUUCAAUUUUUGUUCACAUUUUGUAAAUAGUGCUUUUGUUGCAUGAUUCAGUGGAUCCAUUCAUCCAUUUUUUCAUAUAUGCACAUCGAAAGUGAUCCGGUUUUUAUCACAAAGUGUCAAUAAAGCUG
Molecule: messenger RNA, 2927 nt
Organism: Myripristis murdjan (pinecone soldierfish)
Lineage: Eukaryota; Metazoa; Chordata; Actinopteri; Holocentriformes; Holocentridae
Gene: pkp1b
Product: plakophilin 1b
Exons: 13
Coding region: 74-2269 (731 amino acids)
Biological process (GO): cell-cell adhesion
Cellular component (GO): cytoplasm; plasma membrane; adherens junction
Molecular function (GO): protein binding
Source: RefSeq, a predicted model, not a curated record